UUGCUGCGUCCUUGUCCGAGGAUACGGGAGUCAACAGAAAAAGGCAAUAAAGAUUAAGGGAGAAUCUUUUGGGUCGUUUGGGGGUUUUUCGGUCUUAAGUGAGCGAAAAGGUAGAGGUCAUCUAUUUUUAUCUGCAUUGCCUAAUUCCAUAAUUUCUGUUCAGCGAUAAACCGUUUUGUGGUGCUCCUCUCAAUAACCCGAAACCGUACUUCCACAAGAGAUCACAUGCAGCCACAUAUACUGAGUACGCUGCCGUAGGUGUUAAAACAUCGAGACUAUCCUCUACCCAGCGUCAUGACAUUGUUGUGACAUUCGACCUCCAGAGGUCACCACGUGAACCUAGAAGGCAGUGGCUGGCUGCGUACUGGCAGUAGUUGCCGGUGUGCCUCUUGUCGACAUUGUGAUGAAAUACAAGGCACGGUGUUGCAGGAUUUAACAAUUUUGUGUUAUAAGAGACAAAAUCUACAUCUACACUUUAAAACAAAGGGUGUUGGUCACAUCAGGGCCCCAUGCAUGAUGCAUCACUGAUGGUUCUGUGAAGUACCAGAGCUUUUCUUCAUUUCCCUCUUGAUUUACUACGUGUUCUGCGCUGUCAGAGACAUUUCUUUUUUGAUCCUGUUUGUCAUUAAGUGCCAAGAAUCAGGUAAGCACCAUGCCGGCACAAGACAAAACACCCGGAGAUGUUGCUUCCUCUCCAGCUUCCAGUGAAAGGCCUCUAUCGGAAGCAAACUCCUCUGCAGCUUCCUUGAACAGAUCUACGUCUGCAGAGGAUGCCUCAUCCAAAAGAGCCGCUUUUGGGCGGUCAACUUCAGGUUCCACCACAACAUCACCAUCCAGGCCCCGGCUCACAAGCCAGACGUCACGAGAUGGGUCAAUACGUCAGCGCCGAGCAUCCUAUCGAAGGCAGUCCAGUUUUGACCUUGCACACACCAAUUCCUUAGCAUCUGUACCAGACAUAAAACGGCUAGAAGCCCUCGACAUGUCAAAAGGAGAAUUCGCUAAAGUGCCAUGGUGGACCUCCCAAAGGUUCAUUCUGUCCAUCAUUUCCUUCUUUGGCUUCCUGGUCCUCUACGCCCAACGAGUGAACCUCAGCAUAGCCAUUGUUUCCAUGGUGGAUCACUCUCAUGGUGACCAUGCUCACGACAUGAACUCGUCUUCAUAUGGCGUCCACAAUAGCUCCAAUGCAACAGAUAAUUCUUACUUUCCUGGCAGCACAACAGUGGGCAGCACGAAUGGAACAAACAUUGCAAGUGAUGGUGAAAAAUGCCCAGAGCUUGCAAAGUCUUCAAGGCCAGGUGAGUUCAGAUGGAACAAGGAACUUCAAGGUCUUGUUCUGGGAUCCUUCUUCUGGGGUUACUUGCUUCUGCAGGUACCUGGAGGACGUCUGGCUGAGCGAAUUGGUGCCAAGAAAAUCAUUGCUAUUACCAUGUUUCCAGUCGCAGUUCUCAACAUAAUUUCACCAUUCUGUGCACGUGCCAGCCCCUACCUUUUUAUUGUUGUACGGAUCUUUGUGGGCUUGGGGCAGGGAGCGAUGUAUCCUGCUGCUCAGGCUUUAUGGGCAAGCUGGGCACCUCCCAUGGAGAGGAGCCGUCUGAUUGGAUUUUCGUAUGCAGGUGGUCAAUUUGGCAAUGCCCUAAUCUUCCCAAUUGGUGGGUUUCUGGCCGCUUAUGGGUUUGAUGGAGGAUGGCCUUCUAUUUUUUAUGUAAUUGGAACCUGCGGCUUCAUUUGGUGCGUUGUAUGGACUAUCUUUGUUUAUGAUACCCCUGAGCAAAAUCCUUGGACCUCAGAGAUUGAGAAGAAGUACAUCAAAUUUUCUCUUGGAGAUCGGGCCAAAUUCAAGAAGAAUACUGCCAUUCCCUGGAAGUCCAUCUUCACAUCCCGUGCCGUUUGGGCCAUCAUUGUGGCCCAUUCAUGUGGCAAUUAUGGUGCUUACAUGUUGUUGACACAGAUCCCUACAUACAUGAAGGAAGUUCUUAAGUUUGAUAUCAAGUCUAACGGUGUUUUCUCCAUGCUCCCAUACUUGGUGUUCUGGUUUUUUAUUACUGUGUCUGGAAUGCUGGCAGAUUUCUUGAUCUCCCGUAACAUUCUCACCAUAGCAUGGACUCGCAAGCUCAUGGCAUGCAUUGGAAUGUUUGGCCCAGGAACCUUCUUGAUUGGCACUGGUUUCAUGAAGUGCACUCAGCAAGCAGAGGCUGUGGUCAUGUUGACCAUUGCUGUGGGUUUGUGUGGCUUCCAUUUCUCCGGUUACUUCAUCAAUCAUGGUGACAUUGCUCCACCAUAUGCAGGCACCCUUUUUGGCAUCAGCAAUACUGCUGCAACUGUGCCUGGCAUUCUUGCGCCAUACAUUGUUGCUGCACUGACACCUAACGUAAGGGAACGCAGUGAGUGGCAGGUUGCUUUCUACGUUGCUGCAGCUGUGUACUAUUGUGGCGCCAUAUUUUACUUGGUGAUGGCUGAUGGUGAGAUUCAGCCAUGGGCUGAACCCCCAUCUGAUGACACCAUGGAUGAGCAGGAGGAGAUGGCAAUGGGUGUCGGGUUUGGGCUUCAUGAGAUGGCCAAGGUGGAGGAAGAGGAGGAGGAAGAAGAGGACACAGAGAAAAUGCUGGAGAAGAAUGGUGGUGCUGCAAAGACAGUCAAGGCCUAAUUUUAUUUUAGCUGGUGAAAGCAGAUGAUUUCAAAGACAGGUUUGUGUACAAAAGGAAGAAAAAAAAAUGCAUUGUUUUCUGCAAAUAUCAGACAGGAUUGUACUUUUCACCCCAUUUCCCUCUCCUCUCCUUUUUCAUUUGAAACACUCAUUAGUCCAAUGAAUGCUGCAAACUGAUCAGUGGGUGCCAUGUUGGAUCAUGAAUCCUGCAGUUUGGUUUUUAGAUGACUUUUUCAACCAGACAUUCUUCCUUUUGGAUGGCAGUUGGAGGCAUUCAUGUUUCUGAGGCUUCUUUCCUUCUCUUGGCUGCAGAAAUAACUCUGUGAUCAGUUUGUUGGGGCUUGUUUUCUGCCCAGAUUUCUGAGAAGAUAUCUGUAUUCCCCAUUCCCCUGCAACCUUUCCCAUUUCCCAUGGAUUGUGUGUCAAUGCUUCUUGUCACAUUUUCUGCAUCAGAAGGUUUGGUCUCCUGGAGGGGAUUCAGAGGUUGUGGUUAAUCCUCCAUGCUUUUUUGGAUGAAACAUCUACUUAUGUAUUACCUAAAUUUUCAGACUCUACAGAAAUCCACACAAUAAGAACUGUUUUUUAGCGUCUUUGAUGAAGGGGCCAGCAGUAAGGACAGAAAUUGUGCAAACAGAGCAGCACUGUGCUACAAGUGUUUGCAUGAAUCAUGAGGCUACAGUAGAGGUUGUAACAGCUUUGACGAGUGUCUUGAAGUUGAAAGAGAAUACAUAUCUUGAAGUAAGUAAUGGAUCACAUGAUAUUUGGAAACCAGAUUAACUUUUUUUUUGAUUGGUGCUCAUGGAGAAAAUUGGGGAUUGUAAUGGGUAAAUUUGCCCGUUGGAUUCUUAAUAUGCGUCAAGGCAUUUGCUGUAGGAAACAUUUUAAAGAGCUAUUUUUUGCAAUCAUGAAUAUAACUGAUCUGAUCUUUACCAGUUGCUUUGAUGGAAACAAAUCUUCUGCAGGGUAAAUUACUUUUUUUUUUUUAGAUUGUUUAGGCACUUAUACUAAAACCUGUUUCUGGUCUUAUGACAACAAAGGACAAAAAAAGCAACAGGCAGGUAGGUAUUGCAUUUUGGUUGUCAAAGAUUUGAGCAAUUAUUGCUCCAGUUUUUAGUACUCUGUGUCUGCCAUCAUUGCACAGUGUCUUUUGUAAGCUCAAUGCUGGCUGGUGGGGACAGUUUGUGAUAUUUCUGUUUCAUUACUGAUCUAGCAUGUAUCACAUAUGUAUGGCAUUCUUCAACUUUCACCUUUGCAAGAUGUCAUCUGAAAUUAUGCAGACUGCAGCUUUUUUUUUAAUUGAAAUUAUACAACUCUGAAGAUGGCAUGUCUUGGAAAAGGAUCUUUAAGAUUAAAAUAGUGUAUAUUUUCUUUGAUGUGCAUCCACUCUUAGCUGGUAGAUUUACUAGAAAGUCUUAAAGUCCUGAUUGCUAUUUUUGUUUUUUUUUAAAUUUAGCAGAAAAGUCAGAAGCAUGUGUAUUUGAUACUUUACUGUAUUCUAGAUGAAUUCAUUUUGACGAGGGAAAUGGCUAAGACUGGCAAAGAAUGUUAAUACAAGAAAGUUUUCUGAUUCUGAUGUAGAGUAUGCAAAAAAAGCAAAGAAGAGAAAAUGUAAGAAGAAAGAUUAAAAUAUUAGAUAUAUAUAUAAGGGAGAGAGAGGGAAAGAGAAAGAGAGAGAGAGAGUGGAUUUUGCUGCCAUUUUACCUUUGAAAAUCUUGUUGGAGAGAAGCGAAAUAUUUUACUGUCCAGUUCUCCAAUUUUAGAAAGACUCGGAGACAAAUGGUCAGUGAUACUUUAGAGAGGGUUUUUUUCCUAAAUGAAGUUAGAAAGCAGAGAAAUAGUUUUGUAAUGCUCAUGCUUUGUUUUUUUAGUUUGUCCAUUUAGCUUUUAUGUUUUCACUUUUUCUGGAUAUUUGUAUUCCUUCUGUGAGCUGUUUUGUUGUACAUUCAGUUAUCAUGACACAGAUCUGUUGUUCUUCUUACUGGCAGGUCCUUCAUUGUUGUAUUUGAUGGGUGUAAUUUAAAUAUAGGUCCUAGUUUUUUGGUGUGCAGUCAGCAAUUUUAUUUUAGGGUAGUGAUUGCUUUUGUUCUGAAAGUGAUUUUAUCGCGUGUUCUUUUUAUACUUAAGAUGACUUACAUUAAAUUAGAAAUGGGUAUUACAAUAUUAGUCAUAUAAUCUAGUAUUUGUACAUACACUUUUACAAUGGCGUGUAAGUAGAUAAAAUAGUUAUAUGAAAGGAGAGUACAAUGUGUAAAACAUAUUAAAUGUGCUGUUCAUCUCAUGACUGUUUUGGUAUGUGAGCUCAUGUGUCCAUGUGAAAAGAUGGUGAUAGAUAUAUUUUUCUGACUGUACUGUACAUUUUAAAUGAUGAAGAAAACAUGUGUGAAAGAAAACACAUUUUACAUGUGUUGCGCAGUUUUUUUUAUACUCAUAGAGUGCAGUUUUUCUGCAUUGCAACUAUAUGGUUUUAAGUCUUUAUAUUAAAAUGUACUCACCAAAAUAAUUGUUUUCCAAAUGCCUCACAUGCAGUGUAAAUUUUGUUAAUUUCUGUAUGGCUACAUUUUAUGGUGAUCUUAAAAGACAAGAAGUUUUUGCUCGUUACCAGGAUAAGAAAGCUCUUAAACAGUAGUUUCUGCAGUAUUGUUUGUUGGAAAUAGCAUACACUAUGUACUACUAUAAAGAUAGGUUGCUACAUUUUAGAGAUGGUCAUCACCUUUGAAUGGCUUGUCUUUGUUGUCUAAAUGCACAGUCUAGUCAGUGGAAGUUGGCGAGUAACAAAAGCAAAAUGCAUGAACAUGUCAAGAAUGUGUAUGAAGCUUAAAAAAAAGUAUUUUCAUUACUUAUCUCAGCUGUUUCCAUGUUUUGUUUGGGCGUGCAUUCACCAAGUGAUCUGUCAUUUAUUUAAAAUUUUUUAGUCUCUUUACAGUUUUGGGUAAUUUACUGAGAAACUCGGAUGAAAAUCUCCCAGUUAAGAGUACUUUGUUUUGGCACUGGUUUGCAAAUCUACUAUAAAGGGAGAUUAGCAUUUCAGGCAUUCCUCUAUCAUCAAGAGGAUUUCGUUACUGUAGGCACAUUUAUUUCUAAUAAUUAUCACCUAAAAGCAAUGCAGUCAUACGUUUUAGUCAUUAUGCAGGACACUAGAUUCAGCAUUCAGUUGUAUAAAUCUCACUUCUGUAAUGAAGUAGGAGUGAAGACAAUCAGUGGAAUGAGCUUUAAACUCUAGAGGGUGAAAUGUGCCACUCUGGUUAACUUUUUCAGCAGUAGCUUUUCUUCUAUUUAAGAUGGAGCUAUGUACUUGUUGAUUUGGAAGAUGUAUAAUCUGAUGGAUUGAAAGAAAAAAGAAUUCUUUUGUUUGCCUGAAAUGAAAAGCAAUCUUUUUAUAUUUAAGUACUUUUUGAAAUUGUUUAAAAAUCAGAGGAGAAAGAGCAGACCCAUUGUGCCCAACCCUACCACUCCUACACAUUCAGAUGCAGUUAUAUAAGGUUACCUUAGAAAACUAACCCAAAAAGUGUUGCGUUUUAUAUUCAGAUUUCCCAUUCUGCACAAAUGAGUCAUAUCUGGUUUCUUUGUUAUAUAAGAGAACUCAAAGGAAGUUGAAGGUAAGUAAGUCAGCUCUUGGACUGAACAGUGCAGUUUGGUCCUUGAAAGGACAGGAUCUACAUUACUGUAGACAGGUUACUUCAUAGGCCUGAAAACGUGCUCAUCAUACUUAUGUCAUUCUGUUUCUUUGGCUGCUCUGUUAAUCUUGAAUUUCAAGAAGGCAAAGUUGCCUGAGACAUUGGUUCAAGGAUUAUCUAGUGCAAAUGCACAAGUAAUGUGAAUUUUCAUCUGUGCCUUUCUGAUAAAAGUUAUCUAUUUGUGUGGGGUUUCAUUCAGUUUUUCUGAGCUUCCUACUUUUUCCUUGUUUUUUUUUUUUAAUAGAUCUGUUUUGUGUCCUAUGUUUGUACCCCCACUCUUGAGGAUAGUAAAAAAAAGUGUUUCAUCACAGUUAAGAUAAAGAAAAAGAUUGCUUUGUCCAAAAUGUAGGUGGUCUCGUGCACAUCUCAUGGUGGAGGGUAUUUUUUUUAUUUUUGAAGGCAGCCAUUUGUGUUUGCAUGCUUUAUUCCAACAUCAGCCCUGGAAGCCUAUUCAUCAUUCAUUACAUUUCUUCAACGAGAUACUUCUGUAUUAGACCUAUUUGAAGAUAAGUUUUUCCCCUGAUAUAACCAUGCCAUUGUAUUUUUGUAAAUUUUGAUUACAGAAGUAUUUUUCCCAUUGCAUAAAUGUAUGUGAGAAAAACCAUUAAUUUGCAGUCUGCAUGCAUGUAUAGACAGUGGUAAGGACAUCAUAGAUGAACAAAGGAGUUGACUCAUCAAGUGAUGAAGCAGCUUGUUAUGGUUGCUCAGCUGGUAGAAGGCCAAUUAAUAUUUGUAAAAACCAUAUCUUUCAAGCCAAGAAGUGCUAUAUGAAAUUAUGGUUAAGAAAGUUAGCCAAAAUGGUAUGCACAAUCAUGCUCUUCAUGAACUCUUCAAUAUAUACCUUGUUUUUCAUGGACGUUUGUAGUCUUUGGAUAACAUUGCUGACUUAAGUAAACCCUGCGUAGACCGAUAUAUUUUCAGUUUAAGCUUUUCUCAUUGAGUACAUCAUCUAAAAAUUGUCAACUGUAAGUGUAGCAUACUAAGGAAAAAUUGAUUCUGCAGUUCAGUGUCUAAAAGAAAACUUGUUAAGUGUGAGAUUUAAAAAAGGGUAAGUCAAGCUGAAGUUGAUUCUGUCUGUGGAGUAUGUACAUCUGUUUUUGUGUCAAGAAAUUAUUUAAUUUUUUUUCAUAGAAGGGGAGAAGAACCUGCUUGACAACUUUCUUGCAACAAAUUUACUGGGUAAUCUCAUUUUGUGAAUUUCUAGAUUGUCUCUGCUAUGCUCUAAUUUCAUCUCUGACUGCAGCUGGUUUGUACUUGCUUAAUCUGAACAAUAACCUUUGUGAUUGUGUUUACUAAGUUCUUGCAGCAUUUUAAUGUUCCUGUUCAAUCUUUUGGCAAUUGAUGCCAUGUCUCCACUCUACUUCCCCAAUGUUCAUUUUAUUGCAGUUUGUGGAUUUGUACCGUUAAAUUAUUUGCAGGAAGUAGAGGUCUCUUUGUGUGAUGUAAAUUUUGUUGUGGCCAUAACCAUAUAAAUCCCACGGCCUGCUUUAUCAGUGCUCUGUAGUGAUGAAAGAUUGAAAUAAAAUUGCUGUAAAGUGUAA
This is a messenger RNA of Pomacea canaliculata, 7859 nucleotides long. RefSeq lists its product as uncharacterized. The transcript has 12 exons. Gene Ontology annotation, molecular function: transmembrane transporter activity. The record is from RefSeq and is a predicted model, not a curated record. The coding region runs from base 653 to 2644 and encodes 663 amino acids. Lineage: Eukaryota; Metazoa; Mollusca; Gastropoda; Architaenioglossa; Ampullariidae. Gene Ontology annotation, biological process: transmembrane transport; monoatomic anion transport.